AUGGAAGAGGUGAAUGAGACCAUUGUGACAGAAUUCAUACUUCUAGGCAUCACCGAUCUCCGGGAGCUACAAGUUUUCUUCUUUGUAACUUUUCUUUUUUUCUACCUCUUAAGUUUUUUGGGCAAUUUAAGCAUUGUGACAGUGGUUUCUGUUGACCAUGUUCUUCACACUCCAAUGUACUUUCUAUUGGGAAACCUUUCCUUCCUGGAUUUCUUCUAUGCCACCACAACAGUUCCCAAAAUGUUGUCCGGUUUACUUGUGGAAGACAAGAAAAUAUCCUUCCAAGGUUGCAUAGUCCAGCUCCACAUCUUUCAUUUCUUGGGAAGCACUGAAGCCAUGCUCCUUGCAUCAAUGUCUUAUGACAGAUAUGUUGCCAUUUGUAACCCAUUGAGAUACCACAUCCUUAUGGCUAGGGCAAUGUGUCUUCAACUAGCAUUCACAUCUUGGCUUAUUGGUUUCUUAUACUCAUUGUUCCAUACCAUUUUGACUUCCAGGCUUCCUUUCUGCAACAAGAACAAAGUAAAACAUUUCUACUGUGAUAUUAAACCUCUCUUGAAGUUGGCAUGUACCGACACACAUAUCAAUGAGAGCUUGGUCAACAUAGUUACAGGUUCUGUAGCCUUAGGCACAUUUGUUCUGAUUAUGAUCUCCUAUACCUUUAUUGCAACUCAUCUCCAGAAUAUCCGUUCAGAUCAAGGUAGAAGUAAAGCCUUCUCUACCUGCACUUCUCACCUCACCGUGGUCCUUUUAUAUUUUGGAACUGCUUUCUGCACAUAUUUAAGACCGGCUACAAAAGAUUCCUUGGAGCAAGAUAGGGUUACUGCGGUGUUGUUCACAGUCAUCACCCCUGCAUUAAACCCCAUUAUCUAUGCUCUGAGAAAUAAGGAUGUGAAAAGGGCUUUUAGGAAACUGUUUUUUGAAGGCCUACUUUUAAACUAA
Bufo bufo (common toad) is the source of this 939-nucleotide messenger RNA. RefSeq names its product olfactory receptor 12D2-like. Lineage: Eukaryota; Metazoa; Chordata; Amphibia; Anura; Bufonidae. The coding region runs from base 1 to 939 and encodes 312 amino acids. The transcript has a single exon. Gene Ontology annotation, molecular function: olfactory receptor activity; G protein-coupled receptor activity. Gene Ontology annotation, biological process: G protein-coupled receptor signaling pathway. The record is from RefSeq and is a predicted model, not a curated record. Gene Ontology annotation, cellular component: membrane.